This is a messenger RNA of Peniophora sp. CBMAI 1063, 4599 nucleotides long. The record is from the annotation of a GenBank genome assembly. Lineage: Eukaryota; Fungi; Basidiomycota; Agaricomycetes; Russulales; Peniophoraceae.
AUGGAAGAACAGACCGUGCUCAACUUGUUCGGCAAAAUAUCGUCGCUCGACUCCGGUGAAUCUGCUCUGCUGUGGCGAGAUGCCCGUCUUGCACCGGCGUAUGUCGCCGUCAUAUCUGCCGCAACGGCUCUAUUCGUGGCAGUGGUCAACAGUCAAAGCAAAAAAGGCUCACCUGACGAGGAGCGUUUAUCAACUGUUGGACAGGGCGACACCACCGCCUAUCUCUUCAACAUCGCUCGGGUCGUGUCUACGUUGACGCUUCUCGCCCUCUACAUCCUUGAUGUAGUGCGGUACAGCGGCAUUCUUGACCUGAUCGUCUGCUCGGCAUACGUUUACGCCUCGGUACUCGCUCUUCUCAGUGUCGUUGCCAGAGCAUCUUUGGCGCGCACCGCGUCCACCCACCUUGGCACUAUACUGCUGGUAUCCUUCGCAGUAUAUGCGUACAGGGAUAUCUGGCCGCUCAUGACCUAUACCCUUGUUCCUGUCGACGGGAAAGAGGGUGCGCUGCUCUGGGUCAAGCUCGCUCUGCUUACCUACGCCGGUGUACUCGUUCCUCUCCUCAUUCCCCGCACCUACAUUCCUCUGGAUCCUAAUAAGCCCUCUCCCGAGCCAAACCCAGAACAAACCGCCUCGCUUCUCUCACUCCUCACAUACUCCUUCCUCGACAAACACAUCUUCCUGGCCUACCGCCUACCCCACCUCAGCUUCGACCUCCUCCCGCCCCUCGCGGACUACGACCGUACGGCGCAUCUCGUGGACCGCAGCUUCGAACACCUCGAUACCUUCUCCGGAGCGCCGAGAGUGCAUAUGCUCUGGGCGCUCAUGCGGGUCUUCCGUAGUGAGUUUGUGGGUACUUCCGUUCUCAUGGUCCUAUGCGCCUUGGCGUCAUUUUUUGCGCCUGUCGGUAUUAACCGCCUCCUCGCAUACAUCGAGUCCGGCGGAGAAGAAGCGACCGUGCGCCCGUGGGUGUGGAUCUCAUUGAUGUUCCUUGGUCCGGCCGUUUCAACGACGUUCAUGCAGCUCUAUAUCUGGAUCACCACGGCCGCUGUCGUGCGGUUGGAGGCUAUGUUCACGCAGCUCAUAUUUGAGCAUGCCUUGCGCCUUCGCAUGAAGGCUGAGGUGUCUUCAACAUCCACACGUCUCUCCGAAGAAGAGACGGGGAAUGAGACCGAUGGAAUCGGCUCACCUACCGCUGCAGGAGACACGAACAGUGGCGCCCAAGACCCGAGGACUGCGCAGACAAACCAGGAUCAGGGUGAGAACCUCGUGGGAAAGAUCAACAAUCUCGUUGCAGUGGAUCUGGAGAACAUCAGAGAAGGUCGCGAUCUGGCUCACCUCUGUGUCUACACACCGGUCAUCAUCGUCGCAGGGGUGUACUUUCUAUACCUUGUUCUCGGAUGGAGUGCCUUCGUCGGUGUUGCUGUGAUGAUCGCUUGCCUGCCGCUCCCGGGAUGGGUGGCCAAGCUGAUACAAGACAUACAAGAGACCGCAAUGAAGAAGACGGAUGCGCGAGUGCAAACGGUGACGGAGAUGCUCGGCGUGCUUCGCAUGAUAAAACUCUUCGGAUGGGAGCAGAAGAUAGCGGAUAGGCUCGCGGUGAAGCGGGACGAGGAGCUGAGGUGGAUCAAAGCUCGCGAGCUUGCGACGUUGGCUAUGGACAUCUUCAACCACAUCAUCCCGCUAUUUCAGAUGGUGGCGACGUACGCCGUGUACACCCUCGUCAUGAAGAAACAGCUCACGGCGUCGAUUGUUUUCUCAUCUAUCUCUGUUUUCGAGCUUCUCCGCGAGGGUGUGGAGACAUUCUUUCAAUACGUCUCUCCUAUGAUUCAAGCGAAGGUAUCACUUGAUCGAGUCACCGAGUUCCUGCAGAAGACGGAGUUGUUGGAUCUCUACGCUGCACAAGCGGACGGUGUCGCCCUGAAUGAGACCAUGAUGAGAGGCGCGCCGGAAGACCCUCAUGUCCUCGGCGCGAACGAUGCAUCAUUCACUUGGUCGGCAUCGAAGUCCGAGGCUACAAGAGUACCCUCUCAACGCACGUUCACACUCUGCAUCCCCGGCAGACUCGAGUUCAAACGCGGCGCCAUCAAUCUUAUCGUCGGCCCUACUGGUUCUGGAAAGACGAGUCUGCUUAUGGCUUUACUGGGGGAGAUGCACUUCGAAACACUUGUACCCGGGGCAUGGGUUAAUCUACCACGAGAAAGGGGUGUCGCUUACGCAGCGCAGGAGAGCUGGGUGCAGAACGAGACUAUCAGGGACAAUAUCUUGUUCGGGGCGCCAUACGAUGAGGAUCGUUACAAGCAGGUGAUCUAUCAGUGCGCUCUCAAGCGCGACCUGUCGCUCUUCGACGCCGGCGAUCGGACCGAAGUAGGCGAGAAAGGUCUCACGCUGAGUGGAGGACAGAAGGCGCGCAUCACCCUCGCUCGUGCCAUCUACUCCCCUGCAGAGACGGUUCUCUUGGACGACGUGCUCGCUGCGCUUGAUGUGCAUACUGCCAAAUGGAUAGUCGAUAAGUGUCUCAAGGGCGAUCUUGUACGCGGUCGCACCGUGAUUCUUGUUACACAUAACGUUGCACUUGCUGGUCCUAUCUCGGAAUAUGUCGUCGCCUUACAGACAGACGGGACCAUCGCUACUCGCUGGCCUUACGCUGAAGUGCUUGCAAAAGACAAGUCACUAUCAGAGGAGGCGAAGCAAGAUGCACGGGCGCUUGAGAAGGUAGACGAGGAGGUCGACGACGGCGAUGAUAAGGAUGCACGCGCCACAGUCACGAAGUAUGAUGGCAAACUAGUCGUUGAGGAGGAGAUCGUGGAAGGUCAUGUAUCUAACAAAGCCCUAAGCAUCUUCUUCUCGGCGCUUAGCGGAAAGCACGGCAUGCUCUUUUGGCUUGCAUUCCUCGGUGGCAUAGUUAUGAGCGACGUAUUCGCCAAUACUCAGACUUGGUGGAUGGGGCGCUGGGCUGAUGCAUACAGAGACGUAGCUUCGGGCAUUCAAGUGGACUCUAUCUUCUAUAUCUGCACCUACUGCGCGAUGGUCCUGGGCUCCUGCGUCGUCUUCUUCACGGGAGUGUGGGUGUACGUCUCAGGUGUCAUCCGCGCAGCGCGGCAGAUCCAUGCGCAACUCAUGGAUGCUGUCCUUGGAACCACUCUCAGAUGGUUAGAUUCGACACCAACGUCCAGAAUUGUUACGCGCGCAACAAGAGAUAUCUAUGCCGUCGAUGGACCUUUUGCCAAUGGGUUCAAACACCUUGUUCAAGUCUCCGCGACCAUGAUAAUCAAGCUCCUGGCCAUCGUCAUCUUUACCCCUGUCUUUAUCGUACCCGGUACUCUUGUCUUCAUCGCCGGACGCUGGUUUGGCAACGUAUACAUGCGCGCGCAGCUCUCCGUUAAGCGUGAGAUGUCCAAUAAGCGCGCGCCUGUACUUGGCCACUUCGGUGCCGCCAUCGCCGGUAUCACAUCGAUUCGUGCGUACGGUGCUCAGGAAGCUUUCCGGCUUGAGUCGUACAAGCGUAUCGACGAUUACACACGCGCCGCUCGCAUAUUCUACAACCUCAAUCGCUGGGUCAGUACUCGCAUCGACGUCCUGGGAGGGCUCUUCUCAGCUGCUCUUGGUACAUACCUUAUCUACGGGCCAAGCAGCGGCCAAGCUCUUCCGUCUAACGUCGGCUUCUCUUUGGCCAUGGCAGUUGGCUUCAGUAGCAUGAUUCUAUCCUGGGUGCGGAUCUACAAUAGCUUCGAGGUCAAGGGAAACAGCCUCGAACGCCUGCAAGGCUACAUGAUCAUCGAGCAGGAGCCGAAACCGGUGCAUGAGCUGACUCCCGCGGCUGCAUGGCCGACGAGUGGCGACCUGCGUGUUGAGCAUCUCUCUGCGCGCUACUCCCCGGAUGGGCCCAAGGCUCUUCAUGAGCUGUCGUUCCGCGUCAAGUCUGGCGAGCGCGUCGGCAUCGUCGGUCGUACCGGGAGCGGGAAGAGCUCCUUAACUCUUUCGCUGCUUCGGUGCAUAUUCACUGAAGGCGACGUGUACUAUGACGGCGUCAAUACCGCGAACCUCAACCUCGACGUGCUUCGGACGAGCAUUACGAUCAUCCCUCAAGUUCCCGAGCUGCUGAGUGGCACACUGCGUGAGAACCUGGAUCCGUUUGGGGAGCACGAUGAUGCGGAGCUCAACUCCGCUCUACGCGCAUCGGGUCUAUUCUCGCUGCAAAGCGAGACGGACAAGGAUCGCAUCACACUCGACUCACAGAUCUCGAGCGGUGGUGGCAAUCUGAGCGUUGGUCAGCGCCAGAUCCUGGCGCUUGCACGCGCGCUCGUUCGGGGAAGCAAGCUCCUUAUCCUGGAUGAGGCAACGUCCUCGAUUGACUAUGAGACGGAUGCGAUCAUUCAAUCCUCCCUUCGCAACGAGCUCGGUGGCGACGUGACGCUGCUCACUGUCGCCCAUCGCCUACAGACCAUCAUGGACGCGGACAAGAUCAUGGUUCUUGAUGCUGGGCGCAUCGUUGAAUUUGACCAUCCUCAGCGUUUGCUUGAGAAUAAUGACGGAUUUUUCAAGUCACUUGUUGACGAGAGUAGCGAUAGAGAGGCUCUGUACGCGAUGGUUGCUAGAUGA